Molecule: messenger RNA, 610 nt
Organism: Staurois parvus
Lineage: Eukaryota; Metazoa; Chordata; Amphibia; Anura; Ranidae
Source: the annotation of a GenBank genome assembly
GUCUGGCAGUCUUCUGGGACCUGUCACGUCCACAGUGUUUGAUCAUCUCCUGUACUAGGUCCACAGUCUCUGGUCAUCUCCUGUACUAUGUUUGAAGUUUCUGGUCAUCUCUUGUACUAUGUCCGCAGUCUCUGGUCAUCCCCUGUACUAUGUCUGCAGUCUAUGACCAUCUCCUGUACUAUGUCCGCAGUCUCUGGUCAUCCCCUGUACUAUGUCCGCAGUCUCUAGUCAUCUCCUGUGCUAUGUCCGCAGUCUCUGGUCAUCUCCUGUGCUAUGUCCGCAGUCUCUGGUCAUCUCCUGUACUGUGUCCGCAGUUUCUGGUCAUCCCCUGUACUAUGUCUGCAGUCUAUGACCAUCUCCUGUACUGUGUCCGCAGUCUCUGGUCAUCUCCUGUACUAUGUCUGUAGUCUAUGACCAUCUCCUGUACUGUGUCCGCAGUCUCUGGUCAUCUCCUGUACUAUGUCUGCAGUCUCUGGUCAUCCCCUGUACUAUGUCCGCAGUCUCUGGUCAUCUCCUGUACUAUGUCUGCAGUCUCUGGUCAUCCCCUGUGCUAUGUCUGCAGUCUCUGGUCAUCUCCUGUACUGUGUCCGCUGUCUCUGGUCAUCCCCUG